Messenger RNA from Coccidioides immitis RS, 510 nucleotides. RefSeq lists its product as uncharacterized. The coding region runs from base 1 to 510 and encodes 169 amino acids. The record is from RefSeq and is a predicted model, not a curated record. The transcript has 4 exons. Lineage: Eukaryota; Fungi; Ascomycota; Eurotiomycetes; Onygenales; Onygenaceae.
AUGACUUCGAACCUUGAAUUAGGUCGAAGCAAUUUUCCCACCACAAUCGUAAAUGCAAAAAGGGUCAAUGUCAUAAUGCGGUUUUGGGUUGCUGGGUUGCCCAUACGCGAUGACUCGCCGUAUUCAAAAUUCAUUUUCAACUUGAUAUGCUUUUUCGGUGGCGCAGAUUUUGAAGCUUCUGAAUCUGUCGUUCGGGAAUACUGUCCGACCGGCGCGCUGAAGAGAACUGCACCGAGGACGGAGGACUCCGUCUACGCUAACUCCUUCGCUCCCAAGCCAUAUUCAGCCACGUGGAUUGAAGCAGGGGGUGGGUUGCAUCGUGUUUGGUAUGCGUAUGACCCCGGAAAGCCAAGCUGUAAUUUCGAGACCAGACCAUCUCAUUUGGAUAAGGACGAGAACGUCGCCUCCUCUGGAAACAGUGCCGAAUUCGAAAAUCGAUGCGAUAUUUCAAGCUUGCCUUUGCCGAUCGUUCAAAAAAGGAGGGGUAAAAAGACUAAGGGUCGCGUCUAG